AUGCUCUUCCUGAGCCUUCUGACCCACAAUCCUCCGUUAGUCGUUCUCCGCGCGCACCCGCACCCGCACCCGCAACCACCCAAGACCAUGCUGUUACUAUGCUGUGUCUUGCUGUCGCUAGCUCACCUGGCUACAGCCCAAGUACCGUUCCUGGGUCCCUGCAGCGCAGUGUCUACUGUGGAGAACUUCACUCUAUCAAGGUACUUGGGUCGCUGGUACGAGGCGGAGCGUUACUUCAACCUGAUGGAGUUCGCUGGUAAAUGUGUCACCAACAACAUCACCGACACCAGCACAGACAACAACACGCAGCUGGUGAUCCUCACCAAACAGACCAGCUGGCUUACCGAUAUAAACUCCUCAAUGAAGGGGCAGAUGAGGCCGACGGACCAGAGAGGCGAAGCUGCCAAGAUGAUAGUCCGAUACCUGCCAAUGGACCUGUCUGUAAAUCACUGGAUUCUCGACACUGACUAUGACAACUACGCCGUGGUCUACUCAUGCGUAGACAUUGGUUCAGUGCUCAGCACGAGGAACGCGUGGAUCCUGACCCGGGACCGUUCGCCACCGCUGGAGGUGAUGGAGAAGGCGUAUUCUGCUAUAGAUCGCAACAACAUCUCACGAGCGUUCUUCAUCAGAGUUGACCAGAGUGACCGAAGCUGCCCGGAGUAUGCGGUCAAGGAGUAACGCUGUACACCCAACCUUCACUGCAGAGAAGAAAUAAGUGAGGGAAAGUCCUUGUGUUUCUUUUUGUGGAUCAGGUCUGCAUAAUUCAGAAGCUUAAUCCUGGAACGUUAAAA
This is a messenger RNA of Macrosteles quadrilineatus (aster leafhopper), 794 nucleotides long. Its product is annotated as apolipoprotein D-like. The record is from RefSeq and is a predicted model, not a curated record. Gene Ontology annotation, molecular function: pigment binding. The transcript is spliced from 6 exons. Bases 1 to 681 code for a protein of 226 amino acids. Lineage: Eukaryota; Metazoa; Arthropoda; Insecta; Hemiptera; Cicadellidae.